This is a messenger RNA of Peromyscus maniculatus bairdii (prairie deer mouse), 3810 nucleotides long. It is a transcript of the gene Lnx2, whose product is annotated as ligand of numb-protein X 2. Gene Ontology annotation, molecular function: protein binding; ubiquitin-protein transferase activity. The record is from RefSeq and is a predicted model, not a curated record. NCBI's taxonomy places the organism in Eukaryota, Metazoa, Chordata, Mammalia, Rodentia, Cricetidae.
UGUCGGGUUGGGCCCGUGCGCUCGCCCCCGAGGGGAAAGGCAGCAGGGGCGGUUGAGAAGUCUUGGCCGGACUUUGCUCCUCGCCAGGAAAUCGGCGGCGGUGAGUCCCGGCGGAGCGGAGCCGGGCGGCGUCCGCGUCAGCGCUCCCGCGGGGAGCCCGCCGCUUUCCCCGAGUGAGUUACUUCGCCUCAGUCACACGCGCGCUCCCGACGUUGGACCCAUGAGCCUGCGAGCACCGCCGACUCACAAUGGGGACAGCCAGUGAUGAGAUGGCGCCCGUGGAGCAGGCCUCCGCGGCCUCCUCCCUGGACCCCCUGUGCUUUGAGUGUGGCCAGCAGCACUGGGCAAAAGAAAACCACCUGUACAACUACCAGGGCGAAGUGGACGACGACCUCGUCUGCCACAUCUGCCUUCAGCCCCUGCUGCAGCCGCUCGACACGCCCUGCGGACACACGUUCUGCCACAAGUGCCUCAGAAACUUCCUGCAAGACAAAGACUUCUGUCCCCUGGACCACAAGAGACUUCAUUUCAAGCUGUGUAAGAAAUCCAGCAUCCUGGUCCAUAAACUCCUAGACAAAUUACUGGUUCUGUGUCCGUUUUCUUCUGUGUGCCAAGAUGUGAUGCAGCGCUGUGACCUAGAGGCACACCUUAAAAACAGGUGUCCUGGAGCCUCUUACCGGAGAGUUGAUCUAGAGAGAAGGAGAACUAGUCAGACUCAAACACAGAUUGAAGGUGAAACCGGAUCCACUGGACUGGAUCCUCCUGGCACCUCCCCCCCUGAAACGGACUGCUUGGGCACCGUGCCUGCCGAGCGGAACCCGACACCUGCGCCUCUCCCUGUGUGGCCGGAGGAGCCCGGCCUGGACAACCCUGCCUUCGAGGAGAGCGCUGCGGCCGACCCUGUACAGCAGCCGCUCAGUUUACCAGAGGGGGAGAUCACCACCAUCGAGAUCCUCCGCUCCAACCCAUACAUCCAGUUAGGGAUCAGCAUCGUGGGCGGCAACGAGACGCCACUGAUCAACAUCGUCAUCCAGGAAGUCUACCGGGAUGGCGUCAUCGCCAGAGAUGGAAGGCUCCUUGCCGGAGACCAGAUUCUUCAGGUCAACAACUACGACAUCAGCAAUGUGUCCCAUAACUACGCCCGGGCCGUGCUCUCCCAGCCCUGCAGCACGCUGCAGCUCACGGUGCUGCGGGAGAGGCGCUUCGGCAGCCGAGCGAACAGCCACGCGGACGGCAGCGCCCCUCGGGACGAGGUCUUCCAGGUGAUGCUUCACAAGCGCGCCUCGGCGGAGCAGCUGGGCAUUAAAUUAGUCCGCAGGACCGAUGAGCCGGGCGUCUUCAUUCUUGACCUUCUGGAAGGGGGGCUGGCAGCGCAGGAUGGCAGGCUCAACAGCAAUGACCGGGUCCUGGCCAUCAACGGACACGACCUGAAGCACGGGACCCCAGAGCUCGCUGCCCAGAUCAUUCAGGCCAGUGGGGAGAGAGUGAAUUUGACAAUUGCCAGACCGGGGAAGUCCCAGCCUAGCAAUGGCACCCGUGAAGCAGGAGCAGGAGCACACAGCGUCAGCCAGCAGCAUGCACAGCCACCCUCUCACAGCCGGCCAAGCUCACACAAGGACCUCACUCAGUGUGUCACAUGCCAGGAGAAGCAUAUCACUGUAAAGAAGGAGCCACAUGAGUCCCUUGGGAUGACGGUUGCUGGUGGCAGAGGGAGUAAGAGUGGUGAGCUGCCCAUCUUCGUGACCAGCGUGCCACCCCACGGCUGCCUCGCCCGAGACGGCCGAAUCAAGAGAGGUGAUGUGUUGCUGAAUAUCAACGGCAUUGACCUGACCAAUCUAAGUCAUAGCGAGGCUGUGGCCAUGCUGAAAGCCAGUGCUGCGUCUCCGGCUGUCGUCCUCAAAGCCCUGGAAGUCCAGAUUGUGGAGGAGACCGCCCAGACCUCAGAGGAGCAGCCAGGUGCUUUCAGUGAGAAUGAGUACGAUGCCAGCUGGUCCCCGUCCUGGAUCAUGUGGCUCGGGCUGCCAAGUGCCCUUCACAGCUGCCACGACAUAGUCCUCCGAAGAAGCUACUUGGGAAGCUGGGGCUUCAGUAUUGUGGGCGGCUAUGAAGAGAACCACACCAAUCAGCCCUUCUUCAUUAAAACCAUCGUCUUAGGAACCCCUGCUUACUACGAUGGGAGACUGAAAUGUGGAGACAUGAUCGUGGCCGUCAAUGGGCUGUCGACUGUGGGCAUGAGCCACUCUGCUCUGGUGCCCAUGUUGAAGGAACAAAGGAACAAGGUCACCCUGACAGUCAUCUGCUGGCCCGGCAGCCUCGUAUAGAGCUGGACGCCGCUUCCCAGUCCUGCUUCCUCGGCAGCCUCCUGAAGGAAGCCCCCUGGCGUGGCGCUUCUGCGCGUCUACAGACACGGGGCCGAAGCACUAAAGUCACCUCUGUGUCCCGCCGGGAGCUGUGUUCCAGAUGCACUCCUCGGGGGCCGCCCUCCCUCCGUGGCAGUGCCAGGAGCCUGUCAAGACUGUCACCCAGCGGGCUGGAAGCGGCUUCCCCGCCUGCAGAAGCUCGGUCAUAAAACGAUUUACACCUGCACUUCCUGCAUCCCUGGCAGCCCAGUGCAGCAUUGGCAGCACCCUGUCCUGUCAGCCCGGCUAUGAGUGACUCCGUUUCAGGUUUACUCAUUCUCCACUGGUGCCAACAUUUCAAAACUUUUUAUACCAUUUAUAAGGUGACCUUCUGGGUUGUUUCUACUUCCAUCUUCAGUACUUAAAUGAAGACAUGAAUCUAAUACCACUAGCGAGAUUUCUUUUUAAAUAAUGUACUGUGGUUAGAAUAAUAGAGAAUCAAAAAUAAUGCUGUUCAGGGACAUUGCGGCCUGGGAGGUGACUGUCCCAGGCUGGCAAAGCUGUGCUGGCUGGAAUGGCCCAGGAGCACGAAGAUUCUUUUCCAAAGGAAUGCUUUGUUAGGUAGGAAAAAUUUGAAGAUGUUCUUCUAAAAGUCAUAUCUAGAGUUUAUAUUUAUCAGCAAUCUUGUCUGGAGAUGUUUUGUGAUUUAUGCAGUUGAACUAGGUGAUUAAAAACCAUUACUGUGUUCGAUACACACACACACAUCACAGCUAAGUUGAAGGGGAGCCUUUGAUUUUGUUCCAGUGUGUUUUAGAAGUCCUUAGUUUCCCCCAAGAGACCAAAAAACUCUGUUUGUUUUUGUUUUUUUUUUUUUAAUCUGAAAUAGUAGAUUUUAGGUGUUAAUAUCUUUAGCUGUUGGUCACUAAACUUACUUUUUCUUUUCUUUUUUUUAAUGUUUUGAAAACUAUGUUUUCCUUUAUUCAGUACAGUCAUCCCUUAGAAGGCAUAAUGAGAAAGUAAAUAAGAGGAAAAUGUCUUUAUAAAUGGCAUUGAUAAUCAGAAUACGGACUGCGGCAUGGUGCUGGAGUGAGCACACUUCCUUCACAGUACGUCGCUGGCCUUCUGUCCACAUCGCUGAUGAGUCCACUGAAGUUUAUAGUUUAAAAAGCUCUUUGUGGUGAGGCGCCAGUAGUUCCUACUGCCUCGUUCACCUCUUAGCUGCCCGCGGUCACCGUGCAGCCAGCCCACCGGGGAGGGGUGCCCCGGGGAGCACUGCUGUGGGACAAUCGCCUGGGGAGCAGUUGGAUGCUGUAGUGCAAUUGACGGGAAAAAAUGCUUCCUGCUCCCCAAGUUUUGUAAUCAACCUUGCUACUUUUUAAAGACUUUGUAAAACCUGUCAUUUCUCUGGGGAGUGGCCAUCCAACAAUGUCAUAACUGCCACUUUGUUAUAUAUAAAAGUAUGUCCAACCUG